Molecule: messenger RNA, 1465 nt
Organism: Anarrhichthys ocellatus (wolf-eel)
Lineage: Eukaryota; Metazoa; Chordata; Actinopteri; Perciformes; Anarhichadidae
Product: ubiquitin-conjugating enzyme E2 A
Exons: 6
Coding region: 139-597 (152 amino acids)
Source: RefSeq, a predicted model, not a curated record
AGCCAAAUAUUUGACAAACUAGCAAUGGUUGGCUAGUCAGUUAGGAGUUAAAAUAAUACAUCGAGAAAAAUAUAUAUAUUUCCCGACACAUAACCCAUUUACGUGUAUGCCAAGGGUUUAGGUUUCCGUGUCAACAGGAUGUCAACUCCAGCAAGAAGACGUUUAAUGAGAGAUUUUAAACGACUGCAAGAGGACCCUCCAGCUGGAGUUAGUGGGGCACCAUCAGAAAACAAUAUCAUGGUAUGGAAUGCUGUCAUUUUUGGACCUGAGGGAACACCUUUUGAAGAUGGAACCUUCAAACUUACCAUUGAAUUCACAGAGGAAUAUCCAAAUAAACCUCCAACAGUGCGAUUUGCCUCAAAAAUGUUUCAUCCAAAUGUGUAUGCAGAUGGAAGCAUAUGUUUAGAUAUACUUCAGAAUCGUUGGAGUCCAACCUAUGAUGUCUCUUCAAUCUUAACUUCAAUACAGUCUUUACUGGAUGAGCCAAACCCAAACAGUCCAGCCAACAGCCAAGCAGCCCAGCUGUACCAGGAAAACAAGCGGGAGUACGAGAAGAGGGUUUCUGCUAUUGUUGAACAGAGUUGGCGUGACUGUUGACCCCCGUUGUUAUCGUUCGAGUAGGAACAGUGUCCCGGCCCCCGAAUCAAGAAACCACCGAUCAAGAGAAACAGCUGAUCUCACAGAAAUAAAAUCCUUAAAAUCCUUCUCAGUAUAUUUGUCCCAUAACUGUUGCUACGUUUGUAUGCUGUUGUGUGGCAUUCACUGCCGAAAUGCUUGUGUUGGGCUGUAGCGUACGUUUGUUCAAAGUAAAUGUACCUUGUUAUAUCUGGGUUACUUGCUACAUGCACCAACUUGUUUCUUUAAAAAAAAAAAAAAAAAAAAAGGCAAUAGCCAGUCUGUCACUUUUCUCCCUGUUUAUUUCUACAUGAAGUAAACCGGUUGGAUGACACAGUGACAGUUCAUUCGAUGUGCUUGCUGUGUGGUUUGCUGCGUGGAUACCGACAAUACAUAUUUACAAAAAAAAAGCUGUUCAUGGGUGUUGCUCCUUUUUUAGUGGCCUCACUUCUUUUGGUUUUGUUUCUGUCUUUUGAAUGCCUUUGAGAGGGAUGGAAAAUGAACCCAGCACAGACAUCCAUCCAGCUCAACAGAUGCCUUUGGGGGUCAUUUUUCUCUCAACUGUUGAUGUAAAGCCAUGCGUUUGAGUUUUAAAAAACAUUAUAGAAAUUGGUGAAUACACAUAUGUCCCUCUUCAACACAAACAAGAUGUUUAGUUCCCUUUGCGGGCACUUCACUUUGUUUCACGCAGUUUCAUAAUACUGACAUUUAAAGGCUGUGUGAGAACAUUUCUAUGCUAUUUUACAAUCUUGCAUAACAGGAUGGUGUUUUUUUUCAGAUUAUAAAACUUUGCACUGGUAACCCAUGUAACAAACAUGUACAUUUUCUUGUAAAUAAAAAAAUAAAUAUA